AUGACACAAAAACUGCUGUCACCCUUAAUAGUCUGCUACCCUACCUCCCUUACCCUAUUACAUAUAGGGAAUAAGAUUUUGUAUAAGAUUUUGUUAUUAUUGUUGUUGUUUCUUGAACCUGGAGAAUCAAAUGAGAAAACCAAAAUCAAGGGAAAAACUAAAAAGCAGGAUGAUGACAACAAAGUGGAGGAUAAGGGGCUGGUGUUUUUUGAGGAAGACGGAAAUUCAGGUGAGGAUGUGAAGGAGAAGGUUACUGAGAAGAAGGUGGAGGAGUUUUUCAAGUGUUUGAAAAAGGUCCCUAACAAGGAAACCGAGCUCAGUGCUGGGGAGCCUUACCUUGUUAGUAGGAGUACUGAGCUGCCCCCAAGAUGGGAUGGUCCACAUGGGACUGUGGUUUUGGUGAAUAAGCCCAAAGGGUGGACCUCAUUUACUGUUUUUGGCAAGCUGCGUCGCUUAGUCAAAGUGAAAAAGGUAGGGCAUGCUGGAACGCUUGAUCCUAUGGCAACUGGUCUAUUGAUUGUAUGUGUUGGUAAAGCCACUAAGUUGGUAGAGAGAUACCAAGGAAUGGAGAAGGGAUAUAGUGGAGUGUUUCUCUUAGGGGAGGCUACUUCAACUUGGGAUGCUGAUUCACCUGUCAUUCAACGUGAGCCUUGGGAGCAUAUCAAAGAUGAGGACAUAAAGAAAACUGCUGCAUCCUUCUGUGGGGAGAUAUGGCAAGUGCCUCCCAUGUUCUCUGCAAUCAAGGUUGGAGGUGAAAAGAUGUAUGAAAAAGAAAGAAGAGGAGAGAGUGUUGAACUAUCACCAAGACGAAUUUCAAUUUUCCAUUUUGAGAUUGAGCGUAGCUUAGAAGAUAGACAAAACUUGAUUUUCCGGGUCACAUGUUCAAAAGGAACAUAUAUCCGGUCAUUAUGUGCAGAUUUUGGGAAGGCUUUGGGUAGUUGUGCUCAUUUGACGGCUCUGAGAAGAGAUUCAAUUGGAGAGUAUGCAGUGGACGAGGCAUGGGAAUUCAAGGAACUAGAGGAAGCAAUCACUAAAGGGAAUUUCUAACUUCCUUCUGCAUCUCCAUACUUUCAAGAGUCAUAACAUUGAUGUUGGUCAGAGAGCAUCCAUCUUUGAGCAUUUGACAGAGAAUUCUUUCUCCCCCAUAUUGUCGUGUAACAAUUAAAAUUGCCUUUAAAAGUUUAUAUUCGAUACCUUUAUUUGUUUUUGGCUAGUUUUACAAGGUAAUUUUCCAAGUUGGUUUAGAUUUUUCAGUUCCUUUGAAGAGGCG
Messenger RNA from Hibiscus syriacus, 1270 nucleotides. Its product is annotated as tRNA pseudouridine synthase B-like. The transcript has 9 exons. The record is from RefSeq and is a predicted model, not a curated record. NCBI's taxonomy places the organism in Eukaryota, Viridiplantae, Streptophyta, Magnoliopsida, Malvales, Malvaceae. Gene Ontology annotation, biological process: tRNA modification; mRNA pseudouridine synthesis. Gene Ontology annotation, molecular function: pseudouridine synthase activity; RNA binding. The coding region runs from base 1 to 1047 and encodes 348 amino acids. Gene Ontology annotation, cellular component: mitochondrion.